GAAAAACUUGAAUUCACAAGAGCACAUGUGAAAGUAUGAGACAGAAACACAUUCUGGUAAUACAGUUAAACCAAUAUUAUCAACAGUAUGGGCGUCAAAAGCAAGACGUAAUCUAUAGACGUACUAUCCUCAGUGAGCUGAAGAAAAGGGACCAGGACUUCCCCUUGGACGACCAUGACGCUAUCCUCGAUGACGUCUUGAGGUUCUUGGUGUGGUCCUUUCUCGUGGUCAUCGUGGCAACUUGGCUGUGGCGUCAGUAUUACAAGCAUGCCGGGGAUCCCUGCAGCAAACUGCCUCUCCCCCCAGGGUCUAUGGGCUUUCCUUUGGUGGGCGAAACACUGUCCUUGAUAACUAAAGGUUCUGACUACUACCUGUCUCGGAGGGAACAGUACGGCCACGUAUACAAAACUCACCUACUGGGACAACCUACCAUCAGAAUCAUCGGCGCUGACAAUGUACGCCAUAUGUUGAUGGGGGAACACACUACCGUUGAGAGCAGCUAUCCAAAAUCACUCAAGCGUCUACUGGGGCCUGGUGGACUUCUGAGUGCAACUCCUGAAAGUCACAGGAUCAGGAAGAAGCUACUCCUCAAGGCUUUAGCUCCUGCAGCUUUACAUGGGCAUGUUCAAAGCAUUCAAAAACUUGUCAGAAGGCAUAUUUUGGACUGGUGCAACAAGGGAGAACAACUUGGUACAGAUAUUUGCAAAAGGUUGGCGAUGUCAGUUGCUGCCAACAUCCUUAUUGGAUUUGAUGUCGAUGAUCAGAAACUACAGUCCAUUAUCAACUCUUUCAAGACUUUCACCGGCAACCUGUUCUCAUUGCCAUGGGAACUACCUGGCUCAGGACUGUCCAAGGGUCUAAAAGCACGUAAACAGCUCAUAAAAGAAAUUAAGAAAAGACUUCAGACAGAGACGCCACACUGGUCCCUGGUUGAUGAACUGAAGACUCUCGAUGAAACGACCGCUUCACUCACAGCAGACGAAAUGGCAGAUGCCAUCUUGGAAUUAUGGUUUGCAGGAAACGACACCAGUUCCAGCACGUCAAAUUCAACACUACUGGCUUUAGGUAAAGAUGAUGGUGUCCGAAAACGAAUCGAAGAAGAACUGGCCGAAAACGGACUGUUGAAUUCUGAAGAUGAGCUGACGUUUGACAGUUUAAAGAAGCUGACCUACGUAGAUCACGUGGUGAAGGAGGUGCUCAGAGUGUAUCCGCCUGUUGGUGGUGGCUUCAGGAGGGUCAAGAAAACGAUGGAGAUUGAGGGCUUCCAGAUUCCAGAGGGAUGGUCUGUGAUCUACAGUAUUCGGGACACGCAUCAAACCUCCAAACUCUUUGAAGACAGAGAGGAAUUCCAACCUGAACGCUGGGAUGAAAUGGACAAAAAGACACGUUUGAGUGGUAAACGGUUUCACUACAUUCCUUUUGGAGCAGGUGCCCGAGCAUGUCCUGGUGAAAAUUUUGCCAGGAUGUUUGUGAAAAUCUUCAUUGUGGAACUGAUAAAGACAUGCAAAUGGGAACUAAAAAACAAAAACCCUAAGAUUUCCUACUUUCCAGUGACAAAGCCUUCCGAUGAUCUCCCUGUGACCUUUCACCUUCGUGAGGACAAAACAAAAAGUGUAGACUUCCUUGAAUCACGUGAUAUAUUCCCACAUAAUACAUAUAGGAGACUGAUCCCAAGAUUUCAGCUCUGAACUAGAUUGGUCUGUCCACUUGUUAAUCUUGGUAAGUGCCAUCAAUCACUGACACAAUAUAUUUAGUCAUGAUUGUGAUUCUGCAUUUACCUAUUGAUUUGUGCUAUAACAUCCAGUGCUUGCAGUUAUGGUACUAAAAUCUUUAUCUGGAAAUUCCGAUCAUUGAAUGGUGCUCUAUACUAAUUAUUUAGUGAGCAAGCAAGAAUCGUUAAGAAUAUGUCAGUUAGAUCAUAGCUUCUCAGAUUUCUAAGGAAUAACAGUGAUGCAAAGGCAUUUGUCAUUUUGACCUGUAGUGAGUUAGGGAGUGAGUUUGGUUUUAUCCCCAGGUAGCAAUAUUCGAGCCGUAUCAAAGCAGGAACCAUGUUAGGAAUCAAAACCAGUCCUUCGGGGUCCCAAGUGAACGCUCUAACCACUAAGCUAAUCCAAAUCCCAUUUUGGCCAAUUACAGAGAGCUACCCAUAUUGGCAUGCGUGACUAAACUCCUUUAUGCAUAAUCUUUACAUUUACCUGUAUGCUUCUCUCUUGCAGGUAUUAACAAGAGAAAAGUCUUUUAUUGGAGAUAUUAUCACACAAGUUAAUGCCUCUAGGCUUAUCUGCUAAGUUCCAGUUUAAAAGAAAUCAGAUAUUGAAAAAGCUAUUUCAUUAUCAUUUAAGUUUCUAGUUGUACAAAUUCUGAUCUGUUAAUACCCUUAAGAGUUGAAGAUAUAAUGCUUACCAACUGGUCAGCUUUCGUUUCGCUUCAAUGAUUAAGGGGAGAUCACUUCCAACGUACCACCAUCUUGAGAUUACAAAAAGAAAUGAAAACACAGCUACCCAAUCUACAAAGUUCCAUUUUUCAAAGAAAUCAGAUAUUGAUGUGUUUGGCCAAGAGAGAUACUUCAAUUAAUAUUUUCUCGCUCUAGUUUCAAUUUGUUCAAAUUCUUAUCUGUGGAUACCCUUACACAUCGGAUAAAAAUGCCAACCCCUUGGUCAACUUUCGUUUCUCGUUGAUUAAGGAGAGAGCACUUCCAACGUACCACUCUCUUGAGAUCAUUGAGAAAUGUUACACUACAACCAAUAUAUCAGGAGCUAGCAAGAGAACAUGUCUUUAAAUGGGGAAUGAUGUGCUUUCCAGCUUUAAGGUGAGUGAUAAGUGACCAAUCUACUAUCUUUCAAAAUUCUGCCUAUUAUUCAUGAUAUGUAUUCUAAGACAACAGUUGCUAAAAUUGCAAAUAUUAACAUCUUUAUUAAAGGAGCUCUUUUCCCUAUAAAAAAGUUCGGUCAAAAUUAAAAAAUCUUGCUCCCACUCUUAACUUUAAAAUGUUUGAUUCUCAAAUACACCUGUUGUAUUCAUCCGAGGUAUGGGGUUGGCAUAAAUGGGAGGCAUAAAAACAGUUUCUUGUAAAUAUUGUAAAUAUGUUCAAGGUGUUUACAAAUCUUCUACUACUGCAGCUGUUUCAAGUGCGUGUGGUCGUUUUAAUAAAUAUUGUUAUUCACUCACAAGACGCAUUGGUGUAAACUUUUAAGUAUGCCGGAUACUAGGUAUCCAAAUGACAUUUUAUGAAAUGUUGAGAUUGGACGAGCAAGGCAGAAUUACAUGGGUCUCAAAUACCGAAAAAGUACUUUGUUCAUAUGGUUUUAAUUAUGUGUGAAAUGUGUCAGUAUUUUAGAAUUUCAACAAAGCGUUCUAGGCUAUUUAGUUCAAUCUCUUUUUUCAAAGCUGAAUGAGCAUUCAUAUUUAGAUUUUUACUCCACUAUGAAGUCAUAUUUACUUCGUAUACACCAAAGAGAUCAAAGAUGAUAUUUAACAUCAUUAAAAUUAAUGAAUUACAAAUUAUGAAUAAUAUAGCGAGGAGGAAAGGUGAACCUAGGAACCUUAGGUUUUGUCCUAUCAGUAAAAAUAUUAUAGCAGAUGUGUUACAUUCUUUGUUCGUAUGCCCACUUUUUGAUAUUUAAAGACACACAUAUUUUCCCUACACCAACUUAAAAAAAUAAUAUUUUCUCAGAACUUUACUACAAACUAACAUUAACACAUUGUCAUUAUGUGUUAAAUACAUUAAAGAUGCCCUAUCUUUACGUUCUUCAUAUAUAUUCUAAUUUGUACUUUAAAUGCACUGUGCACCUCUUGAUAUUGUACCACCACUUUGUAUAUAAUACAUGUAUCUAUAUUGUACUUGGGCCUUGAUACUGAAAUAAACUUAACCUAUAUAUUGCCAAGUGUCAGGUCAGAAAAUUGUACUGUUUCAAGCUUGUUGGUGAUUACCUAAGUGGCAUUGAUUUGAACAGUAUUCAUCUCACAGCGUUCUUUACAUGGUGACAGUGAUCACUUUAACUUGGUCAAUAUGCCAGUCAUCAUAUGUCUAGUGGUACCAGCAUCAUCAAGUUGGCCUGAUGUUACUCUUAAGAUUGAUGUAAACAGUUUUAUCACUUUGAUCCUGGGCAGAUGAUAGUUAAAUAACACCAUGAACAUACCAACUGCUCUGUUAACUGGAAAAGAGAUUUUAUACAUUUUCGAUUUUUGUUCAAACACUUUACAG
Haliotis rufescens (red abalone) is the source of this 4204-nucleotide messenger RNA. RefSeq names its product cytochrome P450 26B1-like. The record is from RefSeq and is a predicted model, not a curated record. Gene Ontology annotation, molecular function: heme binding; oxidoreductase activity, acting on paired donors, with incorporation or reduction of molecular oxygen; monooxygenase activity. The coding region runs from base 36 to 1688 and encodes 550 amino acids. Gene Ontology annotation, biological process: sterol metabolic process. The transcript has 4 exons. Lineage: Eukaryota; Metazoa; Mollusca; Gastropoda; Lepetellida; Haliotidae.